This is a messenger RNA of Chanos chanos (milkfish), 2844 nucleotides long. RefSeq lists its product as uncharacterized. The record is from RefSeq and is a predicted model, not a curated record. The transcript has 11 exons. NCBI's taxonomy places the organism in Eukaryota, Metazoa, Chordata, Actinopteri, Gonorynchiformes, Chanidae. Gene Ontology annotation, molecular function: protein binding; zinc ion binding. The coding region runs from base 1 to 2844 and encodes 947 amino acids.
AUGGCUACCAAACUCUCAAUAUCAGAAGAGGAUGUCUCCUGUCCUGUGUGCUGUGACAUCUUCAAGGAUCCUGUUCUCCUGUCGUGUAGUCACAGUUUCUGUAAAGUUUGUCUGCAGCAGUUCUGGGAACAAAAGGAUUCUAAUGAAUGUCCAGUCUGCAGGAGAAGAUCCUCAAAAUGGCAACCUCCUUUAAACUUAGCUCUAAAGAACCUGUGUGAGACUUUCUUACAGGAGAGAAGUCAGAGAACUUCAGCAGGGUCUGAGGAGUUCUGCAGUCUGCACAGUGAGAAACUCAAACUCUUCUGUCUGGAUGAUAAACAGCCUGUGUGUGUGGUGUGUCAGGCUUCAAAGAAACACACACACCACAAAUUCCAUCCAAUAGAUGAAGCUGCACUGGAUAAGAGGGAGGAACUCAAGACUGCACUGAAAACCUUACAGGAGAAACUGAAGAUCUUUGAAAAAGUCAAAUUGACUUGUGAUCAAACAGCACAACACAUUAAGAUCCAGGCCAAACACACAGAGAGACAGAUUAAUGAGGAGUUUGAGAAGCUUCAUCAGUUUUUACGAGAUGAAGAGGCAGCCAGGAUAGCUGUACUGAGGGAGGAAGAGGAGCAGAAGAGUCACAUGAUGAAGGAAAAGAUUGAGGAGAUGAGUAGAGAGAUAUCACGUUUUUCAGACACGAUCAGAGCCAUAGAGGAGGAGAUCAAAUCUGAAGACAUCUUAUUCCUGAAGGUAAAUGAAGAUACUGAAUGUUAUUCCAGAGCCCAGUGCACACUGCAGGAUCCACAGAUGCUUUCAGGAGCACUGAUCCAUGAGGCCAAGCACCUGGGCAACCUGAAGUUCAGAGUGUGGGAGAAGAUGCAGGAGAUUGUUCAAUACACUCCUGUCAUUCUGGACCCCAACACUGCACAUCCACAACUCAUCCUGUCUGAGGAUCUGACCAGUGUGAGAUUCAGUGAUGAGAAACAGCAGCUUCCUGAUAAUCCAGAGAGAUUUGAUACACAUGUAUUUGUCCUGGGCUCUGAGGGUUUUAACUCAGGGACACACUACUGGGAUGUUGAUGUGGAGAAUAAUACAUGCUGGGAUGUGGGUGUGGCCACAGAGUCGAACCAGAGGAAGGGAACAGGAGUUCAUAAUGGAAUCUGGUCUGUAUGUUAUUGGUCUGGGAGAUAUCAGUCAUGCUCCCCAGGACAGAAAUUCAUAACCCUCACAUUUAAUAAGAAACUCCAGAGGAUCAGAGUGCAGUUGGACUGGGACAGAGGAAAAGUGUCAUUUUCUGACCCUCUUACUAACACACACAUACACACUUUCACACACACUUUUACUGAGAGAAUGUUUCCAUUCUUCUAUGAUGUCUGUAAUCUCUCUCCUCUGAGGAUCUUACCAGUGCAGUGUCAUGUCAGAGUGGAACAGCACAACACCUACAAAAUGGCUACUAAACUUUCACUGUUAGAAGAGGAUGUCUCCUGUCCUGUGUGCUGUGACAUUUUCAAGGAUCCUGUUCUCCUGUCGUGUAGUCACAGUUUCUGUAAAGUUUGUCUACAGAAGUUCUGGAAUAGUAAAGAAUCCAAGGAGUGUCCAGUCUGCAGGAGAAGAUCAUCCAGAGAUGACCCUCCCCGUAACCUUGUGUUAAAGAACCUGUGUGAGUCUUUCUUACAGGAGAGAAGUCAGAGAACUUCAGCAGGGUCUGAGGAGUUCUGCAGUCUGCACAGUGAGAAACUCAAACUCUUCUGUUUCGAUGAUAAACAGCCCAUGUGUUUGGUGUGUCAAGCUUCAAAAAAGCACUCAAACCACAAAUUCCGUCCAAUAGCUGAAGCUGCACUUGACAACAGGGAGGGACUCAAGACUGCACUGAAACCCCUACAGGAGAAAUUGAAGAUCUUUGAAAAAGUCAAACUGACCUGUGAUCAAACAGCAGAGCACAUUAAGAUCCAGGCCAAACACACAGAGAGACAGAUUAAUGAGGAGUUUGAGAAGCUUCAUCAGUUUUUACGAGAUGAAGAGGCAGCCAGGAUAGCUGCACUGAGGAGGGAAGAGGGGUUGAAGAGUCACAUGAUGAAGGAGAAGAUUGAGAAGAUGAAUAGAGAGAUAUCACGUCUUUCAGACACAAUCAGAGCCAUAGAGGAGGAGAUCAAAUCUGAAGACAUUCCAUUCCUGAAGAACUUUGAGGCCACAAAGAAAAGAGCCCAGUGCACACUGCGGGAUCCACAGACAGUUUCAGGAGCACUGAUACAUGUGGCCAAGCACCUGGGCAACCUGAAGUUCAGAGUGUGGGAGAAGAUGCGGGAGAUUGUUCAAUACACUCCUGUCAUUCUGGACCCCAACACUGCACAUCCACAACUCAUCCUGUCUGAGGAUCUGACCAGUGUGAGACUGAGUGAUGAGAGACAGCAGCUUCCUAAUAAUCCAGAGAGAUUUGAUAAAUAUCCAUGUGUCCUGGGUUCUGAGGGUUUUAACUCAGGGACACACUGCUGGGAUGUUAAUGUUGAGAAUACUACAGAGUGGGAUGUAGGUGUGGCCACAGAGUCAAACCAGAGGAAGGGAAGAGGAGUGCAUGAUGGGAUCUGGCGUGUGGGUUAUGGGUCUGGGAGAUAUCAGUCAUGCUCCCCAGGACAGAAACUCAUAACCCUCACAUUUAAGAAGAAACUCCGGAGGAUCAGAGUGCAGCUGGACUGGGACAGAGGAAAAGUGUCAUUUUCUGACCCUCUUACUAACAUACACAUACACACUUUCACACACACUUUUACUGAGAGAAUGUUUCCAUUCUUCUUUGAUGCCUUUAAACUGUCUCCUCUGAGGAUCUUACCAGUGCAGUGUUGUGUCAGAGUGGGACAGCACAGUUAG